AUGGCGGGCCUGCCCUGGGAGAACGUCUGCUCCCAAGCAACAGUGAAUGACGGGAAGCUGUCCUUUGAGGAGUUCCAGUCGUAUUUCACUGACGGUAUCCUGACUGACGAACAGAUGCGGGAGCUGUAUUUGUCCAUUGACAGGCAGCAGACGGACAACUUAGACACGGACAAGCUGUCAGAGUACUUCACUCCACACUUGGGAGAGUAUGUCAACGUCUUGGCUGCCCUGGAAAAGCUGAACGUCGCCAUCUUGAAGGCCAUGGACAAAACUAAAGAGGAGUACCAGGGUUCCUCAGUGCUGGGCCAGUUUGUGACGCGCUUCCUGCUGAGGGAGACCUCCACCCAGCUGCAGUCCCUUCAGUCAUCACUGGACUGCGCUAUGGAGGCUGUAGACGAUCAGAGCUGCACGGGAAGGAGGAUACUGAAGAAGCCCGAGGAUCUGCCCAUCCAAAGGGCGGCAAAGCGCCCUGGACGACGCAUACAGAAGAACAUGUGUCUUUCCCCUACGGACCCCUACUCUGGCAUGCUCACCACAGGGGUCAGUGUGGAGCCAGAUAAUCACUGGAGCUCCCAGAUCAACCGGCUGCAGCAGCUCAUAGACAAAUUGGAGUGUGAGAGUCCACAUCUUGAGCCUCUCAAAGAGGACACAUUAGCAGGCACAUAUAAGUCGAACAUUCUUCUGGUCCAGAGACAAAUGUCUGUGAAGGAGAGGGACGUGGAGGACUUCCAGCAAGCUCUGAAGAUCUACACAGAUGCCACCAGCAGCCAACCAAACAACUUACACGUGUCGGUCCAAAACCUGCCAGACAGAUCAUGCUUCAUCAUGUAUGAAUUCUGGCAGGAUCGUCUGUCCUGGAUGAGCUACCUGCAGUCCUCCAUCAAUAAGACCUUCCAGCGUUGCAUUAUCGACUCAUUGGAAGAGCCAGAGAUGGUCUCCACCAUGCUCCUCCCAGCUUCCUGGUGGAUUAUGAACAACAACUGACAAGGAUAAAGCUCCCGCACAAGCUUCUGCACAAUUAGGAUAGGAGGAAGAGGA
Messenger RNA from Lampris incognitus (smalleye Pacific opah), 1038 nucleotides. Its product is annotated as N-terminal EF-hand calcium-binding protein 1-like. The transcript is spliced from 11 exons. Bases 1 to 984 code for a protein of 327 amino acids. Lineage: Eukaryota; Metazoa; Chordata; Actinopteri; Lampriformes; Lampridae. The record is from RefSeq and is a predicted model, not a curated record. Gene Ontology annotation, biological process: regulation of amyloid precursor protein biosynthetic process. Gene Ontology annotation, cellular component: Golgi cis cisterna; endoplasmic reticulum; cytoplasm.